This is a messenger RNA of Rhipicephalus microplus (southern cattle tick), 5269 nucleotides long. RefSeq lists its product as uncharacterized. Lineage: Eukaryota; Metazoa; Arthropoda; Arachnida; Ixodida; Ixodidae. The record is from RefSeq and is a predicted model, not a curated record.
UCGGCAUACCGCCCUGCGAACAAGGCCAGAUGCUAGACUGCGAAAAGGAUUUCAUGGAAUUUCUCCUCACGCUUCCUGCCGAGCCGCCCACAACGUCGAAGUCUUUAGAGCGGACGAGAAAGCUCAGCAAAAGCCCAAAGACAAAACCCAAGGUCGGCCUGGAUCACUUGGACAACCUUUGCAAGCUUAUGGAACAGCUUGGUGAUUUGAAAGAGCAGAACCAUAAACUUCUAAGGCGCGUCCAAUACUUGGAAGAUAUGAAGGACCUACAUGACAUGCAGAAACUGUUAGAUCCUGUGUACGGCCUUGAGGAGCGCAGGGCAUCCUAUCGCACCCCGAGUCCAGGAGGGGGCUCUGCCACGCAGGAACUAGGAGUGCUCGAUGAUGGUGUGCACAAGAGCAGCACGCAAGUUGUACUUCGCUCCAGAGGACGCUGCCGAUCGCGAGAAAGAAGCAAAUCUGUGGGGACACAGGACGACUACGCCGACUCUAGGAGCAUGAAGAGCAAGCGGUUUCCUAACUGGUCCAAAGUCAAAGAAGCCUUGGGACUCGAGCGGUCGGCGGCCGAAUGCGAAGGCCCUUCCAAAGGCAUUCUCGUGCGGACAAGCCCAUCGGAUGGCGUUUUCAUUCAGGACGAAGGCCUCGGUGUCCCAACCACAGAAAGGUGGCCUGCACAUUGGGAUGCUGAUAGCUCCGAUCUCCCACCGCAGUCUUGCUCUUGGUCGGAAGAGAGCUUUCCUGGCAGGUUGCACGGCGAAGUCCUCAGAGCAGGCAGCACGGCACAUGGAAAUCUACGACCAGGGGAGCCUGUGCGCCGCAAGUCUUCUCCGAUCUCGCCAAGCGGCGUAAGAGACACAUGCAAGAAGACAGUUUUGGACUCCAAAUGUCACUGUCACUUAGACUCGGAUUCAUUGUACCCGGACGUUGGUGACUCAUACGGAUCAAGAGAACUCUGCAAAAAAGUUCCCAAAAGCACAUGGGGCAGAGUGAAAAACUUAAUUCAGACUGGGCGCGAGACCGUCAAGAGACAGCCACCUUCGCGGACAGCCAAGCAUGGCGCUUUACCGACGCAACCUCGGACCGACUUGAGGGUCGGCUCGGACCUUACAAACAGUGGCGCCCCCAGUGAUCCAGAAGACAGUUCAACAUCGCGAGGAAGAGAAGUCCGAAGACGUAAGGUCUCUGACCAACUCGGUUCGUCAUCGAGGAACUCAAGAGCUUCGGAUGAUCUGCAGUUCUUGCCAACUGAACACUCGAAAUCACAAUCUCAUAUACAAUGUAUAGCUAAUCACCUUGAGGUCGAUAGCGAGACUAACCGAAAGUUGAGGCUUCAGCAGCAAGUUUCAUGCCCUUCCGAGCACGAGGUAUCAAAACUCACCCUCGCUGCUUCAGAGAGAUGCAAUGUGCCAUCUCCACAAUCACCUCAGUCGCAGCGAAAGUCUCGCUGGAACCGCGUAAAGAAGGUCUUCUCAGGGGCUACUCAGGAUAAAAAGGAGGACGAACCACCCGGUGCCUCUAACCCAUCUAGUCCCCUGUCUACAACAUUGGUCUUCGAUUUCGACGACUUAGGUGCAGGUGAAGGUGAACGGUCAGCUCCUCGACGCUCUGAAGACGCUUCCGAGCCGUCCUUGAGCAAUGCGGCGUCGUUGUGUCACUCGUCCACGGCACCUGUGUCAAAUCUGGUUCAAGAGCUUCAACGAAACCUUAGCGAGGACUUCAACCAGAAGAUACUAGAAUGGGAAAGAAUGAAAGCUGCGAAGUCUGGCAGAAGCCCGAGGCCUCUCCGCAAGCUCUCUGCUCCCCACCGUCCUGCUGUGGCAGCUAGCAAAGGCACCCCGCGAGAUAAAACCAAGGGACCACGCCCGGACAAGAAAAAGGACCUUACCUGGGUGAACCGCGAGCUGCAAAAAAUGGAACGCGAGAAGGAGCGACUCUCUCGAGAAACGCACAAAUUUCAGGAGCGCUCAGUCCGCUUACACAGGCUUCGACAGGCACUCCUGAAUGCACCGGCAAGCAGCAAUGAGGUGCUUGUGCGAACAUCUGCUGGAGAAUUUCGAUUCGAGGGGAUUUCGAACGCUUUUACCAAAAAGUUGUAUGAGUGGGAAACCAAGAAGGGCGUCGUUCCCGAAUUCUCCACCAUAGCUUUGCUUGACGCCAGUCUGCAGACGACGGGCCGGAACGGAGACAAAUCGGCAACUAGUAAUGUUCGCGUCCUUUCGAAAUCGGACUCUAGUGUGGCUGAGCCCAACAAUAUACUGCAGUCACGAGCUUCAACAAGCUCUUUGCCUUCAAUGAAGCCUGAUACUCUUUUGGUACCCGAAGAAAAAAAAGAGAUUUCCCGCUCUCGCGCAAACUCUGAACCGGAACUGUGCAGCUCUAGUAACAAAAAUGGCUGUGCCGCCUCCAGACCCCGAACCGUCAGUGUUGGAUCUGGUGAGGCGAGUUUUGCGCAUCCAGGAGUGACAUGGCUUAUUGACAGCGGUUCUGGAGAAAUUGACGAUCAAUUCGACUCGAAGCCUUCCCAAGGGGCAAGUGAGACGAAGCAUGCAGAGGAGAGUUAUUAUACGCUUCUGGAGGAAAACAUGCUUCUGCUAGAACAGCUAAGAGCCAAAGAAAAUGUCUGCGCACGCCUAGAAGCCAAUCUUGAACGACUUGAUGAGCGUCUGGAAUUGAUGGCCUCUAGACACAGAGAAGAAAUUGAACGCUACCGGGAGAGUCUGUGGAAUGCACACCGGCCAGCGGGUGCCCAAAAAGGCUCCUUGGCAUCCGUGAAGGCUGUUGCAGACUUCCGCUACCGGUUGGAGGACCUCGAGAGGUGCAACUACCGCCUUCAAGAAGAGCGAAAAGCGUUACAGGAAACCAUCCGCACGCACAGCCAGGAGCAGGCGGCUCUAAUAUGGGACAUCGUCGACAAGGUCAAAGAACUUCAAGCACUCAACACAGACAUUCACAACAGUGACGCGGACGGCCGGAGGACGUCUUUGAUGCGGCUCGAUGCAGACGGCUUGGCGCGCAUUCAACAGCUCUCCGAGCAGCUUCUACAGUCGGCGCAGCUCCUGGAGGCCGCUGUGGCGGAACGCUCGAGCCAAGUUUGCCAGCUUCGCAGGGAACUCCUUAUGUGUGAGCUGGCUUCCGCUGGCCGUGGUGCCAUCAAGCCUCCCAGGUCACUACGGACCCUGCGCUCCGCUAGUGACGGUGUACUCGGGGCUGUUCGAAGUCUGCAUUCGGACGAGGGCACGAGCAAAAGCGGCCUCCGCAUAAGCUCCACGUCACCGGCUGUGGAGCGAGGACCCGGGCCAUCGGUUCAGCUCAUGGAGACCGUGCACAAGCUGCGCUCCGAACUGCUGCGCCUAUUCGCAUCACAUGGUAUCAGCUCGGCUUUAGGCGAGGCUCACACCGAUACAGCUGCUUCACUUGGCUCGUCAAUGCAUCAGAUGGCCGACAGUACCGACAUAAGCCGUCGCCCAAACGGUUUUCGAGAGAAUGCUCGCCACUCGCUGGCCUCCUCGUCCGAGAGCCCAUCCCACAGGUCGGCUCCUGAGGCGCUGGCCUCGGGCCACGACGGCAGCGAGAGUUCCAGCAUCAACGACAGCGAGCACGUGGCUCUGGGCCUGCGGCUGCCACGCAGCUGUUUGGCACGUGCACGGGACACCCUGUCCACCUCGUCGGACAGCUCGUGCUUGGAGGACGACUCAUUUACGCGGAUGGCUCUGAGUGGUGGUGGAGCCCGGCGCCUGGGCGAGUCGCACGACUGGCGCCACCUCGAGAGAGACCAUGAACUAGAUCGUCGCGUGAGCUGCUGUGGCGACUACGAAGAUGACGUCUUCAACGAUCCCUCGUCGACCUCUAGCCUUGAGGUUGCAUACAACUUUACUUGGAAGAGCCAUGAUCGUCGUGGCCCGAGUACUACACAUAAAGAUAAGUCUAACACGACAGAUCUACAGACCCGUCUCAGUGACGACCUAGCCCCUUCGUUCCCACAACAAAAAGUCCGCUCGCAUUCGCCCACAGGCUGCAACGACAGAAAUGAAACAGUUGAAAUGAAAGACGGGUGCCUUAGCAACAGCCCACAUCAUAUCUCGUUAUGCCUCAGUGACCAUGAUCGUGCAAAGACCGAUCGAGGUUCCCUGUCUGAUGCAACAGAAAAAAACUACGACUCUGCUUGUAUGUCGAAAGUAAGCAGACGCUACAGAAAAGAACAUACGUUCACUGAUCACGAGCGUGACCCAUCAGACUUGCGGAUUCCGCAAGAACCUUGUCAUUCUGAAACUCCAAGAAGCCAAAAGUCCUCAGGCAGCACAUCUUCGAGUCUACCGAGCCCUUCGUGGGACUCUAGCCACAAAAGUUCGCUGACGUCAAGCAGGCAUGGACAAAGUUCUUACUACAUUCCACAUACUUCUAUGGCAGUCCCAGUGGCGCUGCCACGGAGCACACAGGAGCUUGCUUCAUCAAGACAAGAAGUCACUGCUUUUCUUUCUGCAACCGACAGUUCGCCCUCUCCCUGUCAUGACUCAACUGCUGCUAACUUAAAUGUGCUUUUAGAACAGAAUCAGAGGCUGGAAUUUUCCCGUGAAGAUGCAACGACGCAGCAUCGGAAGUCGAGGCAAGAGUCCACGGAAAAAAGCUUUCUUUCUCUUAGGCUCCGUAGGCCGAAAAAGAAGGACUACUCUGCGAUCGGGCAACUCUGCAGACAAACUUUGCCCCUCUCAGUUAGUGAUGACACCGAAUCUCCCCCGGAAGCACUCAAUGCAGUAUUAGAGAGAUCGUCGUCGCCAGUUACAGCAAGACCACGUUCAUUCAGUAGAACGAAGUGGCUGCCUCUUUUCGUAACCAAAUCAUAAACUUGGCAAAGAACGCAGUGUCAGUAAUAACGGCGAUGCGUGUACCACAUUUUUGCUGCCCCUUCAAUGCCUAUGCAUUUUUUAAGGGCCAUGCGCUCCCAGUACCGUCCAUGCAGCAGUGACGUCGAAAGUAAAGCAUUUAAGUGCGAAAUAUUUCGACUUUGACGCCGCCUCAUUUCCCUCAUCAAUAAAGAAAAAAAUAAACACGUCACGAAGAAUAUAUUUAAAGCUACACAAUGUUUUGUACGAAAUCGUUAUUUCUCUUACCCCUUCCUCCUUUCCCAUAAAAAACAAACAUACAGAGUACUGCUGAAUUCCUCUUUUGUCUCACUGAAGCUUCUUUCCUGAACAUUUUUUUUCUUGAUGUUGUCGUUCAUUGCACAUAUUCGCUCGUUGCGCCGACAGUAAAGGUGUGCGUCAUAAGAAAA